UACGUCCAGAUGAUCAGAAUCAGCUUUUGGAGAUUUACUUUCCUGGAUGAUUGAGAAUGCAUCAAGACGUUUCCGCUGCUAUCAACAAGCUCGUAGCUAACUCCCAGAAAUCACGAAUACGUGACAGUGCAAGGAUACAUGUGCAUGUGCCUCUCUGUGGUGUGUCUGCACACUUAUUAGUGAGUCCAGCACCAAAGGUUGUUUGCUCUGCCUGUUCCAAUCAAAUUUCCCUUUGCCAGUAAAUCACUGAAUACUCUUGAAGCGGUCACUGCCUGAACUCUCUUCAGAGAGGGCGUUUGCAUUUUUGCACUGUGGGUGUGUGGGCGUAAGGCUCCCAGGAUGCCGCCGUGUGUCCGGUGGUGGGUUUUUAAUCCCGGAUUAAUGGAGGGAUGGAUGGUGGAGGAGGAGAGAGGUCGUCCUUUUUCUCUGUCUUAAUUUUUCUUCAGUGAUUUCACUCAUUCAGAGUACAGUAUCGGCACAAAGAGAUCUGACUGAAUGCAUGUAUUGUGCAACCUGUGUGUACUUUAGAAACAGUGAAUUUGUCCUGGGUGGGUCGUCACACGGGUAUAAUCGCUCAGCUACGAAUCACUUUCCCCUUUCUUCUUUACUUUAUCGUUUGCAUGUCAAUCGGGUAGAAUGUGACUUUGCAGGAAGUUUGUUGAUGUGCAUUUAUUUUUUAAAUUGUUUCUACAAUCACUGCUGUUGUUCCCACAUUGAUCGUUUCACCCUGUUGUAAAUGCUGUAGAUCAGAGGUGGGGAAGUCCCGGCCUCGAGCGCUGGUGUGCUGCAGGUUUUAGAUCUCACCCUGGGUCAACACACCUCAAUCAAAUGAUUAGUUUGUUCUCAGGCUUCUGGAGAACUUGUUGAGGAGGUAAUUUAGCCAAUUAAAUCAGCUGUGUUGGAUCAAGGAAUCAACUAAAACCUGCAGGACACCGGCUCUUGAUGCCUGGAGUUCCCCACCCCUGCUGUAGAGGGUCGGGUUCCCACCUUCCCACCCAAAACAUUUACGCCCCUCCUUCAGUGGAGGUAAAGCUUUUCUUUAUGACCACUAAUGCACCACACAGCAUCCGAGUCGAUAAGCUGUAGCAAAUUUUGCAUAAAAAGCCUUUUUUUUGAAUAAAAAGGACGUUUUGUGAGUCUGUGGUGUUCACACUUUCUCUCACUGGUGUUUCUCAGGGCACCUCAGGACCUGACCCCACAACUGUUUACGUUGAUAUGAGGGCGCUGCGACAUGACAGGGUCAGACUCGUAGAGCGGGGAUCGCCACACAGCCUGCCACUGAUGGAGUCCGGGAAGAUCCUGCCGGGGGUCAGAAUCAUCAUCGCCAACCCAGAGACCAAGGGACCAAUGGGAGAGUCGCAUCUGGGAGAGAUCUGGGUGCACAGCGGCCACAACGCCAGCGGUUACUUCACCGUCUACGGGGACGAGGCGCUGCAGUCCGACCAUUUCAACUCCAGGCUCAGCUUUGGAGACACGCAGACCGUCUGGGCUCGGACCGGAUACCUGGGCUUCCUGCGCAGGACGGAGCUCACCGACGCCAGCGGAGAGCGCCACGAUGCCCUGUACGUGGUCGGCGCUUUGGAGGAAGCCAUGGAACUCAGAGGGAUGCGUUACCACCCCAUCGACAUCGAGACCUCUGUCAUCAGGACGCACAAGAGCAUCACAGAGUG
This is a messenger RNA of Neolamprologus brichardi, 1670 nucleotides long. The record is from RefSeq and is a predicted model, not a curated record. Lineage: Eukaryota; Metazoa; Chordata; Actinopteri; Cichliformes; Cichlidae.